Molecule: messenger RNA, 2737 nt
Organism: Oncorhynchus masou masou (cherry salmon)
Lineage: Eukaryota; Metazoa; Chordata; Actinopteri; Salmoniformes; Salmonidae
Gene: tpgs1
Product: tubulin polyglutamylase complex subunit 1
Exons: 3
Coding region: 57-1025 (322 amino acids)
Biological process (GO): protein polyglutamylation
Molecular function (GO): microtubule binding
Source: RefSeq, a predicted model, not a curated record
UUCCAAACGGAGCUGUCCUGAGGAACUAAUCACUUCCGUCACUACCUAGAACGACUAUGGCGGAGAAACGUCGGUCCGGGGGAACUUCGGGGAUGUCCGAAUCCAAACCGACCAAGACCGACACCGAGCGGGAGUUCCUAUCGCAGGCAGGAGUCGGGGAGUUACUCAGAGGGGCUCUGCUAAAGAUGGUAGAGGCCAGGUCGGAGGACCCAAUGGGGUUUUUGGCAGACCAUUUCUGUAAUCAGGCCUCGGAGGCUGAGAAUGGGACUGGUGGAUGCUGCUGCGAUGGGGAUUUGCUGAACCUCGGCGCAGGCGCACACGAGCAGCAGCAGCUGAGCCGAGCCCUAUGGCACCUGCGUCUAGCGCAUCACUCUCAGAGAUCUGCCUUCAGUAACAACGUCCGUGUGGCCUACGACCUGCUAACGCAGACAGGGCCCCAGCGGCGAGGAGCAGUGGGUCCCAGUGGCCCUGCUGGUCAAUGCAGCUCUAACAGCCCAGGUGGGGGGGUCAGGGGCCGCCUCUACACACACACCCUCCAGUGUCUCUGCAGCGAGGGAGGCGUCCCCAUCUCCACUUCAGCCCCUCUGCUACGCCGGCUCCACUGCCAGGACCAUGAGGCCGUGCCCUACGACAUCUUCAGGCACGGUGUGCUGACGUGUGCUGUGUUUUCUGACUACAUCCGGAGGGCGCAGAGGCUGUACGCGGAGGUCUGCGGCCCAGCUGAGGGGCCUGCUGGUCGGACACUAUGUCUGGCUGUGCUGGGCACCCUCCAUGAAGCCCUGGAGACCUCCCGGUCUGAUGGUGGCUCCUCAGAUGCUAACCACUACUCUAAUGCUAACGCUAAGGCCAAUCCCUACCUAGAGGCUAAGGUUAGCCGCUACCUGGAGGCGAGUGCUAAGAUCUCACCCGGUAAGCUGGCCCAGGCUAUGGCUGGAGCGGAGCCAGCCGGGGGAAACAUGGACGCCAAGGAGUUUGAGGACGCUGCGGCAGAGCUCUUUAUCGCUCGAGUAAGAGUUGUGUGUUAGCUGCUGGUGUAUUCUCGUUCCUAUAAUGUCUGCACUGUUCCUUGUAAUGUAGUGUCAGAUCCUAGUAUGAGAUGUGUGUAUGACUUUCCUCGUUCUUAUGAAGCACCUGAAGAACAUACAGCAUGGCUAAAUAUAUACUGUAUAAUAUAGUAUGAUCAUGUAAAUAUGAUUCAAUAUACCAAUAAAUGUCAGACCUGGAUUUUGCUUAUUCAUGCUUUAAUUUAUAAUGUAAUGAAAACAUCUGUUACAAGUAGGGCUAUCGUGGUCAUUACAUUUUGUCACCCGGGGAUUGUCAAUCAAAUAACUGUCGGUCUCACGGUAAUUGACUAAAACAGGUUUUUAGAAAUGUUUGAUAAUUUAUUUAAAAAAACAAACUAAAACAUAUAAUACAUUUACAUAAGUAUUCAGACCCUUUACUCAGUACUUUGUUGAAGCACUUUUGGCAGCGAUUACAGCCUUGAGACUUAUUGGGUAUGACGCUACAAGCGUGGAACACCUGCAUUUCUUCUCUGAAGAUCCUCUCAACCUCUGUCAGGUUGGAUGGGGAGUGUUGAUGCACAGCUAUUUUCAGGUCUCUCCGGAGAUUGGAGAGUUUGACCGGAUUUAAGUCCGGCCUCUGGCUGGGCCACUCAAGGACAUUCAGAGACUUGUCCUGAAGCCAUUCCUGCGUUGUCUUGGUUGUGUGCUUAGGGUUGUCCUGUUAGAAGGUGAACCUUUGCCCCAGUCUGAGGUCCUGAGAGCUCUGGAGCAGGUUUUCAUCAAGGAUCUCUCUGUACAUUGCUCCGCUCAUCUUUCCCUCGGCCCGGACUAGUCUCCCAGUCCCUGAAAAACAUCCCCACAGCAUAAUUCUGCCACCAAACCAAGCGGGCUGUCAUGUGCCUUUUACUGAGGAGUAGCUUCCGUCUGGCCACUCUACCAUAAAGGCCUGAUUGGUGGAGUGCUGCAGAGAUGGUUGUCCUUUUGGAAGGUUCUCCCAACUCCACAGAGGAACUCUGGAUCUCUGUCAGAGGGACCAUCUGGUUCUUGGUCACCUUCCUGACCAUGGCCUUUCUCCCCUGAUUGCUCAGUUUGGUCGGGCGGCCAGCUCUAGGAAGAGUCUUGUUGGUUCCAAACUUCUUCCUUUUAAGAAUGAUGGAGGCCACUGUGUUCUUGGGAACCUUCAAUGCUGCAGACAUUUUUUGGUACUCUUCCCCAGAUCCUGUAUCGGAGCUCUACAGCCAAUUCCUUCAAACUCAUGGCUUGUUUUUGCUUUGACAUGCACUGUCAACUGUGGAACCUUAUAUAGACAGGUGUGUUCCUUUCCAAAUCAUGUCCAAUCAAUUGAAUUUACCACAAGUGGACUCUAAUUAAGUUGUGGAAACAUCUCAAGGAUGUUCAAUGGAAACCGGAUGCACCUGAGCUCAAUUUCGAGUCUCAUAGCAAAGGGUCUGAAUAUUUAUGUAAAUAAGAUAUUUCUGUUUUUAAUUUUUAAAUGUGCUAAAAUGUCUAAAAACCUGUUUUCGCUUUGUCAUUAUGGGGUAUUGUGUGUAGAUUACUAACAAUUUUUGGUUGUUUUUAAUCCAUUUUGGAAUAAGUAUAAUGUAACAAAGUGGAAAAAAUUAAGUCUGAAUACUUUUCGAAGGCACUGUAUGCUUAAUUUAGAGUUAUUUAUGUUGUGAUACAAAUGUUGACCUAUAUGGUUUGAUUUUUAAUUAAUAUAUUCUAUAGCUGCA